Dentiscutata heterogama is the source of this 444-nucleotide messenger RNA. NCBI's taxonomy places the organism in Eukaryota, Fungi, Glomeromycota, Glomeromycetes, Diversisporales, Gigasporaceae. The record is from the annotation of a GenBank genome assembly.
AUGGCAACUACAGGAACUAUCGCAGGAGUUUUGAGUUUUAGUGACGAAAAUAAAGAUAGAAAUGUUCAAGGCUUUCAAGGCUUAACAUUUCUUAUUAAAGUUGAAAAAUUUCAGGAUGAAGAUACCCAAGCUCGUUUAUUUUUCCUUGACGGUGAUCCUCCAGAAGAAUGUGACGUUCCUUUUGAUAUUAAAUGUAAAGAAAUUAAUGAAAAUAAUAAUGUUAAAAACAAAAGUCCAUUUUUUAGAACUAAUUUUUUUAUGAUUAAUCAUCCGAAAAAAUAUGAAAUUUAUCAUAAAGAUAAAAAGAUUUUUGCUAUGAUUCCGGAAAAAAAUAGAUACACUAUUCAUAAUUUUGAUAAACCAGAUAAUGUUAAACAGUAUGAAGUUGAAAAGCGUGUAGGCAAAGCUAUUAAUACUGUCAUAAAAUAUGAAAGUAUAGUAUAG